Molecule: messenger RNA, 726 nt
Organism: Meloidogyne enterolobii
Lineage: Eukaryota; Metazoa; Nematoda; Chromadorea; Rhabditida; Meloidogynidae
Source: the annotation of a GenBank genome assembly
AUGUCAUCAAGGAACAAUGAACAGGUUGCAGUAAAGCUAGUCGACCUCAGAAGGCGCGGUGAAUACAUUGAACGCUUCAUGCCCAGAGAGCUGGCGAUCAUUCCUCGUCUUGAUCACGUCAACAUUGUUGCAGCCUAUGCGAUCCAUCGAACAAAAGAAUAUGUCGCCAUUGUUGAGGAAUACGCACCGGGUGGCGAUUUGCUCAACUACAUUAGAACAAAGCCAGACAGAUAUUUGGAGGAACGCGAAGCAAAGCCCAUCUUAAGACAAUUGAUGGAUGCAAUAGUCUAUCUUGAGCGACAACACAUUGUACACAGGGACAUCAAAUGCGAGAACGUCUUUCUGGACAGCAAUUUGCGUGUCAAACUUGGCGAUUUUGGCUUUGCUCGUGAACUUCGGCCAGGGGUAGAUUCAAAUACCCACUGCGGCUCUCGACCAUAUGCAGCGAUUGAAUUACUGAGCGGUCGGACCUACAGAGGCAAUGGGGUAGACAUUUGGAGUGCAGGCGUUGUUCUCUAUGUUAUCCUUACAAGUUUCUUUCCGUUUGGCAGUAGCAAAGAUGAAGUCCCGGCCAUUAUCAAACGUCAAAAAGCCCAGUCAAUUCACUUCUCUCACCGUCUUAGCGCUGAAGUUCGUAGUCUGAUCCUUGGUAUGCUGCAUCCUGACCCUAAAAGGCGUUUGACUUCCCGCCGCAUUCUUGCUCACCCGUGGCUGGCCGAAACUUAG